This is a messenger RNA of Rhododendron vialii, 3058 nucleotides long. RefSeq lists its product as uncharacterized. Bases 249 to 2738 code for a protein of 829 amino acids. NCBI's taxonomy places the organism in Eukaryota, Viridiplantae, Streptophyta, Magnoliopsida, Ericales, Ericaceae. Gene Ontology annotation, molecular function: DNA binding. The transcript is spliced from 12 exons. The record is from RefSeq and is a predicted model, not a curated record.
UUAGUACUAUUUUAGUAUUACCACAUUAAAUUAAAUACUAUAAAAAAUACCAGUAGCGGAUUAUGGAGCGGUGUUAAUCUUUCGAAUGCUCAAUCUCCGUUCUGGGUUCUGUUCUGGUUAAUUUUUCUCGGCCGGCAUUUGGGAUUUGAGGACGUGGGUCGGUCUCGGAUUGCAUGCCAGGUUUUCGUUGAAGGAGGACGUGGGUCGGUCUCGGAUUGCAUGCUAGGUCUUCGUUCAAGGAGGACGUUAUGAAGAAGAAGACAGGGAAAAGGACUGUAAACAAGGAAGAGAUCUGUGAGGAUUGGUGCUUUGUUUGCAAAGAUGGUGGAUUGCUAUUUACUUGCGACUACAAGCAGUGUCUAAAAGCUUAUCAUGCUCGAUGCGUGGGAAAGGAUGAACUAUUUUUCGAUUCCGGGAACCGCUGGAGUUGUGAAUGGCAUUCUUGCUUAAUUUGCCACAACCGCUCAAAGUUUCAUUGCUUUUGCUGCCCGAAUGCUGUGUGCAAACGCUGCAUGAUUAAUACGAAGUUUUCAUGUGUUAGAGGGGAAAAAGGAUUCUGCAAUCACUGCUUAAAGCUUGCCCUACUUUCAGAAGAGAACGUUGAUGUUGACUCUGAUGGGGAACAGGUAGACUUCAAAGAUCGAGACACAUAUGAGGGCUUAUUCAUGGAAUAUUGGGAGAUAAUCAAGAAGCAAGAAGGCUUGACUUUGGAGGAUCUUCGUUUUGCCUAUGCUCAACUGAAGAAGGGUGAAAACAUUAAGUCUGACUAUGUAGUCGAAUCUGAGGAGGAUGAAGAUAUUCAAUUAAGAUCUGAUUACGAGGAUGAAGAUGAUGUAGAGGAACGCAAACCAAUGAAGAAAAUAAAGAAAUCCAAAGGGCAGCAACUUGUGAUGAAAAGGAAGGUAGUGUCGAAUAAAAGAGAGUUCAUCGGUUGGGGUUCAAAAUCCCUCAUAGAUUUUCUUGCAUCAAUAGGUAAAGACACAAGCACAGAAUUAUCACAAGUGCAGGUGUCUAGUAUCAUUACUGCAUAUAUCAACGAAAACAGGCUCUUUGACUCUGAGAGAAAAAGGAAGAUUUUAUGUGAUGAUAGACUGAAAUCUGUUUUGGGGAGGAAAACAGUGAACCGGAAUAAAAUACAUGACCUCCUGGAGCCUCAUUUUGUCAACAACCUAGAGCCAUCAGAGGAUGAAUUUGAAUACAGCUCAGAAGAUAAGGAUGAAAAUGUGUUGGUGGCCUGUAAAAAGCAGAAAAAAUUGAGUACAUGUAGGAAAAUCCAGGAAAAAGAGGAGGUGUAUAAUGCUCCGCAGAGCUGUUUUGCUUCCAUCACUUCUGAAAACAUUAAGCUUGUCUACCUGAGGAGGAGCCUAGUGCAGGAGCUAUUGAAGCAACUUGGAAACUUUGAAGGCAAGUUACUAGGAAGCUUUGUCAGAGUCAGAUCAGAAUUCAUUGACUUUACUCAGAGAAGUUCUUUUCAGCUUCUGCAAGUCACAGGAAUGAGGAAGGUAACCAUGGGGGAAACCAAGACAGAAAUUCUUCUCCAAGUUCCAAAUAUGUCAAUCGACGUAGGUGUUGAUAUGCUUUCAGAUGAUAACUUUUCCGAGGAAGAAUGCGAUGAUUUAAGACAAAAAGUGAAAGACGGGCUACUAAGAAAGCUUACUAUAGUGGAGCUUGAGCACAAGGCCAAAAGUCUGCAUGAGGACAUAACAAACCAUUGGAUCAAUAGACAGCUGGCUUUAUUGCAAAACCUCAUUGAUCGUGCAAAUGAGAAAGGUUGGAGAAGAGAGCUGUUUGAAUACAUGGAGAGAAGAAAGCUACUUCAGACACCAGAAGAGAAGUCACGGUUGUUAGAAACUGUUCCCAGGGUGAUUGCAGAUGUAGCAGAGGUUGAAUCUAUGUCCAACGAUGCCAUUAAAGAAUCUAAACAGGAAGAUGGAAGCUCACCGAAAUCCAUCCUCAUGGAGAGUUUAGAAUCUCCUGGUGAUGAUAGGGGAGGCAGUGGAAUUCCUUCAGGUAUUACAGAUGCUGGAGGAGAUAGAGCUGUCACCAACAGCAACUAUGAUUUUUGGAAUUUUGGAUUCAGUUCUGCUACUUGUGGAAAUGGAAAUGCACAAGGAACACAGCAGGAGAACAUUGGAAGCAAUAUAAAAGUUGCAGAAGGGAAUGAACAGACAUGCUGUGCAUCCAUUUCAGAAGCAAAGCAAAGUCCUGCUACCGAAACGUGUAUUAUAGAAGAACAGCCUUGCCUGAUUACUUCUGAAGAGACAUGCUGUGCAUCCAUUCCAGAAGCAACGCAAAGUCCUGCUACCGAAACGUGUAUUAUAGAACAGACUUGCCUGAUUACUUCCGAAGAGAGAGUAAAGCAUUCCAAGGUUUAUGUUAUUGUUGAUCAACCUAGUGUUGCUGAGAAGCGAAACCAGUUAAAAGAUUUAGAACAAAAAAGUAUGAGAAUUGAAGAGGCACCAGCGGUUCAGUUAAUUGACUUGAGUAGUAAUGAUGAUGACAAUGAUGAUACUGACAUUACAAUUAGGAAGGAGAAAUUUGAAGACCAAGACGCUUCCCUAUGGCUUUGUCUCGGCCCAAAUGAAGAAAGAAUGGGGCCACUCUCACUGCCAUUGUUGAAGCGUUGGAGCGAGAUUAGUUCGUUUGCUUUGAAAUUCAAGGUGUGGAAAACAGGUGAGAGAGAAGAAAAUGCAAUCUGGAUGAGCGAGGCUGUUAGACUGUCUUCACUGGAAAACUAGAAUUGUUUAUUUUCGUUGUACAUCCUUUACAAGAUUGGAAGCCUAGAGUUAUGUGAAUAUUGUUCUGCAGAAAAAUCCCAGAAUGUAGAAGAUAUAGGCAAAGCUAGCUGCUUCAUUUUGUUUUAUGUGGAAGCAGAAUAGGUUUAGUGAAAGAAUACAUCAUAGGAAAGCAAAUGUCUUUUUGAGCAGGAUAGCAAAUGUAUCUAUCAGAUGUCAACUGUCAGAUGUCGAUGUUUUGAUGUCUCAAAAUGUUCAGGUUUGUGAGGAGAAAAGCUAUUUUCUUAGUUAGUGCUUAAUUUCAAAACUCAGAUUUCUUGAUC